Molecule: messenger RNA, 794 nt
Organism: Suillus fuscotomentosus
Lineage: Eukaryota; Fungi; Basidiomycota; Agaricomycetes; Boletales; Suillaceae
Exons: 5
Coding region: 119-733 (204 amino acids)
Source: RefSeq, a predicted model, not a curated record
GACAGAUGGUGGCUGAUUUUGAAGCUUGCUUGCGGGCUUAUCACUGUCGAUGCAUGUACGUGAACUCAUCGGCCACGAGUCCCACUGUACACUCUGGCUCAUUUAUCUUAGUUAUUUGAUGGGCACAUGUCAGUUGUCAGUGUUUUCAUGGUCAUUAGAUCCUCAGAUAUCUGCAGAUGUAUCAUGGUGGACAGUUGAAACCAACAUUGUCUUCCUCCGGAUCAUCAUUGGAUGCAUUAUAGGAAUAUUUGCAUUUCAUGGAGUGAUGUUUGCAUCGUAUUUUGUACUUGCACUCUUAGAUAUCAUUCGCUCAAGGAGAAGUACCUCGCCAGUAGAAAUAUCAGGUGUUCGACAACAGUUCAGGUUCUCGCUUAUCCCUCUGGCAAUUUUCUACUCUUCCCUCACAAAGCUUUUCCUUCUGUUCUUGCUCAUGAUAUGGCGCCCUUCAGCGUCUAAACCUGGAGGUUCUCCAUACUAUUGGGAUCCUUCAUACUACAGCAGCUCUCUUGUUACACGGGCCCUCGAGAUAUGGGAUGAGGACAAAGUAGAUUGUGAGUGGGUCGUUAGGAAUGUUUUGGGUGGAAUGGCGACUGGAUUUGGAGUUUGUGUCGUGCUCGACUGUCAUCCUGUCUUUACUACAGUGGUGAUCCUUGUUGGGUGGUUGGCGAAAACAGUUGUUGGGGGAUUUCUCAAGAAUUGGGUGGGUGGAGACAAACAUAGUGGAGACAAAUAGAUGGUGUAUAGUAUCCCGUAGUCUCCCAUAGUCCUUUGUUCCUCUUGUGUGGAAUUGAUUU